AUGAAUUAUAAACAAGUUUCGCUUCCUUUUCUUGGAAAGUUAAUAUUCCACUUUAAACUUGUUUUGUCAACAAAAGGCCGACAAUGCGCGCCACCUGAGGUAUUGGAUCCGAACAGUAAUGUUAUAGGAAACAAAAGAACCGUCGGUGCCAGGAUUCUUCACAAAUGCAAAAAAAAUGUCUCAAUUACAUCGGUUUGCGGGGAGGAUGGACAGUGGUCAGAACAGCAGUUUGAUUGCUAUUUAGCGUAUCUGGAAGGAAAGCAGAUCAAGAUUAUCACAAAAGAAAUUAACAUCUUUUGGCAUUUUAACGGAAAUGGAGAUCUAAAACUUUCAAAUAGAUGGCAACCAGACGACAUGUUUUCAAAAUUCCUGUUAGAAAAGCUGAUGAACGGAUCAUACAAAAUUAAGUCCGUUGCAAAGCCAAGCUUCUAUGUGUAUGACGGUUUUGACGUACCUGGUAUGGAGGUUCUGUAUGGGAAGGUCGACAGUGACGAUGACCGCACGCGUUACCUCGUUUCCAUGUGAACACACGGCUAUUACAGGAUACAAACAAAACGAACCGGUCGAUAUGUUAGAUUAGACACUUACGGAUACUUUUCAUCCAGGGAAAACGUAAAGGAUGCUAGAUCCUUAUUUAAAUUGGAGGAAACGUAAAUUGAAUUUUCCAUAUAUUCUGGCCUGAAAUCCUACUUCGUCUUGGAAGUUUUGACGUUUAAGGAAUUUAGAACGUUUUGACACAUAUAUUUCAAUAACCAACGUUUUCUUUUUUAUCUCAUUUCUCAUGAAUUAAACUUAUUCAUAUAGUUUGCUUGUCAUCCAACUUUGAAAUAUCACAAAUUUAUCGAUUCAUAUUGCCUCAUAUACUUGUAACAAAGUCAACUUCUGUUCAUCCACACCACUUGAGUUAAAACAGGCAAAUACGGACAGACGCAGCCGCCAAAAGAAAGGAAACGAUGCAACACUGCAUGUACGUAUUAUUAAAUGGUUUACCAGAAUAAACAAAAGAAUGAGAACUACUAUGAACGGUCAGUAAAAAAGGCACUGAUGAGUAUAAACCGGUUAAAACUUAUCAUAGAGCUUGAAUAUUAACUUAUAAAGAUGUUGUGUUUUUGUUUGUAUUUGUCUGGAAUUUCCUUUAUUGAUUUUUAUUCAUGCCAGACAUUUUAUUUUAUGCACCACAUUUAUAUAAGGACGUGUUUUUACCAUUUUAAUGAUUAAAGAACCAAAAAUCAUGCAGAAAGUAGCAUAAUCAUUCUUUCUGUUAUUUAUCACAUGUGAAAUCGCAAGGAUUUGUAAAAACCUGAAACCAUUAAACUUAGUUAUUCAAUGAUGGUUAAAAAGCAGUAGAAGACUUGGGCCUAAAGCCUUCUGACCUAGCUACGUAGGUUGCCAAUUCUUAGAUAAUUUUAAAAGCAGUCUGAACGAUUCUGAAUCAUUCAAAAGAUUAUACUUGUGUAAAUGUCUGCGCCAUGUUAUUGGCUGGUAAAGCUAUACUUAUUAUGCUAUGUAUUUUGGCCUUGUAUAUUAUAUUUUAAUUGUUUUAUGCCAACUCAAAUAUAAAUUAAAUAUUAUACAACUUCAAAUUAAGGAUGUUUUUUUCUUAAGAAACAAUACCCUUGAAAAUAUAUGAAUGUUUCUUGAAAUAGCAUUAUAACUAUUUAAUGUAUCGUUGACAUUUUUUUUUACUUGUAUGUGUUUGCAAUUAAUGUUUUAUUGCUCAUGACCAAAGAUAUGCACUAUGCUGACUGUCCGUAAAUUUGAAACUUGAAAGCAAGUUUGAUAUUAUAAUGCAAAUUUCAUUAUUGCUAAAGGUUUGUUUCUUGCAUGCUGUAAAAUAGUAAACAAAUCAGCCUUCAAGAAGUUUUGUUUGUUCUCAGUAAA
Molecule: messenger RNA, 1881 nt
Organism: Mercenaria mercenaria
Lineage: Eukaryota; Metazoa; Mollusca; Bivalvia; Venerida; Veneridae
Exons: 4
Coding region: 1-525 (174 amino acids)
Source: RefSeq, a predicted model, not a curated record